This is a messenger RNA of Teleopsis dalmanni, 1917 nucleotides long. RefSeq lists its product as uncharacterized. The transcript is spliced from 6 exons. The record is from RefSeq and is a predicted model, not a curated record. Lineage: Eukaryota; Metazoa; Arthropoda; Insecta; Diptera; Diopsidae. The coding region runs from base 1 to 1833 and encodes 610 amino acids.
AUGCGGAUUUUAGUGCAAUUCCUGCAAGGUUUUGAAGCAUCAAUGGCAGUGCAGUUGAAUUUAGAUGUAACCGGUAAACUACCAAACAUAUAUAAUAUGUUCAUCAUAGAUUCACUGGAAGCAUUUUUAAAUUUCCAUGAACGCUACAAAUUAUUGCAUUCCUUAUUCCUUCAAAUAAGAGAUAUUAAAAUACUCAACACCAUUGUUAUGUAUGAAGAUUUUGAUGGAAGUAUUGAAUUUUAUACCUUUGUUUUAUUUGGUGACGGCUGCUGGGAAGGUAUCGAACUAAGCUUCGUUAACAGGUUCCGAAACGGUAAAAUUUUGAACAACUGGUUAUACCCAAAACGGCUUACGGAUAUGCUAAAUUGUACCUUGAGGUUGUGUGUACAUGAUUUACCGCCCUUAGUACAAUUGGUAGACGAUGUCAACAAUCCAAAACCCCUUUCUGAUCCAAUCCGUUUACGAGGCAUAGAAGGAGACAUGAUAAAAAUUGUAGCGAAGAGUAUGAAUUUCUCACUGCGCCUACUGUUUCCGAAUGAGAGAAGCCUAAUUGGUUUUAACCAUAACUCCACCGGCUGUUUUGGUUUGCUAGAAAACGAUGAAACUGAAAUAGCUAUUGGCAGUUUUAGUGCUUCGCAUGUUAGCCACUAUAUAUUCUCUUCAUCGUGCACCUACUACCAAAGUACUUUCAUUUUCGUGGUGCGGAGUGAUUUGACUUAUAACGCUCUCAUUCAAUUAGUCAGACCUUUUCAUAAUGAAAUUUGGCGAUGUAAAUUUACGAUUUUUACUAUAGCAAUAUUGUGCAUAAUCGUCGUUAAACUAUGGGGCUGUGCCAAAUUGCGGGAAUUUAUAUUUGGUGCAGAAAAUAGUGGACCAGUAGUAAAUUUGUUAACGAUUUAUUUAGGAAAUCCCAUAACUAAAUUACCAAGACGUAAUUUUGCCCGAUUUCUACUUAUGUUGUGGAUGUUAUUAACCUUAUUACUACGAAACUCCUAUCAGGGAAAAUUAUUUGAUGUUAUGCGUGUUGCUCAUCGUGUACACUUACCGCGUACUAUAGGAGAACUAAUACAUGAAAAAUUUUAUUUGUUGGCUUCAGCACAUUUAGACUUUUAUCCAGCAAAUCUUACAAUUAUCGUUCCCACUAACUAUAUAAGUCGUUUUAAUGUAGUAAACCAAGCUAAGAAUUCGAAGUUAACUACAGUUUCUAUGGUGGAUAACUUGGCACACUUCAAUAGCUUGAAUUGGAAUUCCAGUUGUCUAACGUACAUCAAUGAGCCAAUAUAUCUGUUUCAUACGAUGAUGUACUUUCAAAAACGUUCCGUUUUAAAAUAUCCCUUCGAUAAAAAAAUCAAACUUUUAAUGAGUGCCGGAAUAAUGUCGCACUUGGAGAAGAAAUAUGUUAAAAGAAAAUUUAUGAAAAUGAAUCAAAGCGUUUAUAAAGUAUAUAGUAUUAAUAAUGGUUUUUCAACACCGAUUAGGCACAUAUCAGUGCGUUCAUUGUUGCCAAACACGGAUCACUACAUCACAUACGAAGGCUCAACUACACAUCCUGGCUGCUGGGAGAGCACCGUUUGGAUUAUAGUUAAUAAACCUAUUUAUAUCACUAAACAAGAGUUAUAUCAACUCAGACGACUGAUGCAAGGUUCAGAGACUUCACCUAAAGCUCCAUUAGGCAAUAAUGCGCGUCCUCUACAAGGACUUCAUCAUAGAACAGUAAGAACUAAUAUAGACUUUAAGAGAAACAAGAAUCAAAACUCAUGCCCUUCCAUGUACAAGGAUAUGUAUUACCGAGCGAAUCGCUGGUCACCGGACACAGGACUUCUAAUUCGUUGACCGCACUAUCUUCACAAAGAAAUGCCGAGACGGAUCCGCAGCAGUACCAGCUACCAAAGUAGCCACGAAAGCAACAACGAUCAU